Molecule: messenger RNA, 609 nt
Organism: Knipowitschia caucasica
Lineage: Eukaryota; Metazoa; Chordata; Actinopteri; Gobiiformes; Gobiidae
Source: the annotation of a GenBank genome assembly
AUGGCACACUGUCUGGUGCUGCUGGUGGGCCUGUUUGUGCUGUCCACGGGCUGUGAUGGCCGCAGGAUCCGGAAAAGAGGACUUAACCAUAAGGAUUAUGAGUACCCCAACCAUCCCCAGUCCACGCAGAAGAAUGACCGGUGCCCCCCGCCCCCCCAGAUGCUGCCGGAGCGGGCCUGCGAGGUGCCCGGCUGUCGCUCGGACUCGGAGUGUGAGAGGCACAAGCGCUGCUGCUAUAACGGCUGCAUUUACGCUUGUCUAGAGUCAGUACAACCGCCACCAGUUCUGGACUGGCUGGUGCAGCCCAAGCCCAGGUGGCUGGGAGGGAACGGCUGGCUGCUGGAUGGUCCUGAAGAGGUUCUACAAGCGGAGGCCUGCAGCACCACAGAGGACGGAGACGAGCCCCUUCACUGCCCCACCGGAUACGAGUGCCACAUCAUCAACCCAGGAAACCCCGCCGCCGGAAUCCCCAACCGCGGCCAGUGCAUCAAGCAACGCAGCAACUCUGAUGGACGCGGUCUGAGGCAUAAAUACUUCAAGGACUACAAGGAUUACUUAGGAAGCAAUACCAACAAUGCAAUGUGGCCUCUUCAGUCUGGAAACCACUAA